CAAAAAAAAAAAAUCUUUUUUUUUAUGUGUAUAUCUACUCCUAAAUAAAUAAAUGUCUUUUACUAAUCUACGCAACUUUUCUACAAAAAUGGCUUUUACAUACAAGGAAGCAGUGGAGAAACUCAACUCAUUACAAAGCAAUGCUGCUCUUCUCGAGAAACUUCGUCAAGCAGGUCCUCGUAUGAACGAAAAGAGUCUACCUGAAAUGAGAGACUACUUUAAAAGAAUAGGUUAUGAGCCCAAAGACUUUGAUAAGCUCAACCUGAUCCAUGUCACUGGUACAAAAGGAAAGGGUUCAACCAGUGCACUCACCCAAGCCACUUUACACCAUUACGAUACUUCCAUCAAGACAGGUUUAUUCACUUCUCCUCAUCUCGUGGCUGUCCGAGAACGUAUUCGUAUCAACGGUGUUCCCAUCAGUGAAGAACUCUAUGCAAAAUAUACUCAGGAUGUGUGGGAACGUUUAGAAGCCACCAAGGAAGAAGCUGUUAGAGCCAUGAACCUUUCCGAGCAAGACACCAAGGAAAUCCUUAGAAACACAAGAGAGCAUCCCGAUAAGCCUAUCUAUUUCAGAUUCUUGACUUUGGUCGCACUACACGCAUUCAUUCAAGAAAAGGUCGACUGUGCGAUUUUGGAAGUGGGCGUGGGUGGAGAAUACGAUUCAACAAAUAUCAUUGAAAGACCCGUGGUAUGUGGUAUCACUGCGUUGGGAUUAGAUCAUGUGACUGUCUUGGGCAACACCAUUGAUCAAAUUGCAUGGCACAAGUCGGGUAUCAUUAAGCCUAAUGUUCCCGUGGUUGCGUUUGAACAAGUUCCUGCAGCCAUGGAAGUGGUAGAGAAGAGAGCUCAGGAAAAGAAUGCGCCUUUGACUGUUUUGCAUGCGCGUGAUGUAUCCAAGUUAGAUGGUGUUGAAAUCGGUUUGGCUGGAUUACAUCAAAAAUACAAUGCCUUGACCGCCAUCGAAUUAGUCAAAAUCUGGUUAAAGAAAAUGCGUGGUGUGGAUUUUACUGAAGAUGUGCCUGAAUCUUUCAAGAAGGGCUUAAAAUUAGUGACUUGGCCUGGACGAGGACAGGAAUUAAAUGUACGGGAAACCAAAUACAGUGCAUUGUGUGACAAUUUGACUUGGUUCUUAGAUGGUGCCCAUACUGUUGAAAGUCUGUCUACCUGUGCCGAUUGGUUUAAAAACGUCCAAAAGAAAGUAACUAGUAAUGAUGAGGUGUUGCGUGUGUUGGUGUUUAACUGUACGCACGGUCGUGAUGCAGCUCGGUUACUGGAAAUUAUCUCGGGCAUUCAAUCGGACAUCAAGUUUGAUCAUGUUAUUUUCUCUACCAAUAUCACUUUUAAACAAGGUUAUACGGCAGAUAAUACCAACAAAACCGUGACAUUAGAAGAAGUGACGUUGGUACAGCAGGAAUUAGCUUCUAGCUGGAAACAACAAGUGCCUCAUUUCGAUACCGACAACAUUCAUACCGUUCCUACCAUUGAGGAUGCUGUGGAUUUUGCAGUGGAGCUUGCCAAAUCAAACAGUAAACAAGUGCAGGUCUUGACCACAGGUAGUUUGAUUAUGGUAGGCAAUACAUUGACUGUAUUGGGCAUACAACCUCAAUAAAAAUGUGACAUCAUCCAUUUUUAUUUUUAUUUUUCUGAUAAAAUGAAAAAAAAAAAAAAAUUAAAUAAAUUGUAUACCUUUUCUUUCCCUCUUUUAUUAUAAAA
Messenger RNA from Mucor mucedo, 1713 nucleotides. RefSeq names its product Mur ligase. The transcript is spliced from 2 exons. Gene Ontology annotation, molecular function: tetrahydrofolylpolyglutamate synthase activity; ATP binding. The coding region runs from base 53 to 1609 and encodes 518 amino acids. The record is from RefSeq and is a predicted model, not a curated record. Lineage: Eukaryota; Fungi; Mucoromycota; Mucoromycetes; Mucorales; Mucoraceae. Gene Ontology annotation, biological process: tetrahydrofolylpolyglutamate biosynthetic process. Gene Ontology annotation, cellular component: cytosol; mitochondrion; cytoplasm.